ACGAACAAAUUUUCAAGCGGGGGCCAAGUGAUUCUUGGCUUCUUGGCCAGCUUAUCUGCCUUUGUCGACACGCGGUCAUCUUCGGACCUCAGAGCGUCGCCUCUUGCCGGGGCUCUCUUAUCGGUACGGCGCUGCCCCGCGGCCCUAGCUUCGCUUCCAUCCAGCCGCGUCUGCCGACUGGCUGAUAUGGGUGCAGAGAGCGUGUGACCAAUGUGGGGGCGAACCUCUGCCUCAGUGCGAAUGCGAAUGAGAUUAAGACCUUCUUGUGGCGGGACAGUUUCUUUCUGUUCUUCUUUCCAUCACUACGACGCCCUUGAUCUCUCUGCGCAACACCAUGUCCGACCACGACGACGAGAAGAAGAUGGCCACCCACGGCGCUAGCGGGAGCAGCGGUAGCGGCGAGGCCUAUGAUUCCAAGACGGCCAUGGCGGUCAUCACAGACUCGCCCUACUCCCCUCCCACCACCUCCAACACGUCUCCCUCCUCGGCCCCAGUCAUCAAUGCAAAGUCAGUAGAUGAAGGUGCUGCACUCAUGCUCGAGUACGAGUCCGAGCUCCAAAACGUCACUGAGGAUGAAUACAACAAGCUGCGACGCAAAAUCGACUGGCAUCUUCUCCCGCUCAUGCUGGCCAUGUACAUGAUCCAGUUCUGUGAUAAGACUUCCUUGGGGAAUGCGGCCAUUCUCGGGAUCAAGCAGGACAACCACUUGACCCAAGAUAGGUUCAAUCAGUGCUCGAGCUUUUUCUACAUCGGCUAUCUCGUCGCCGAGUACCCCGUGAACAUCCUGCUACAACGCUUCAGAACGGGUCGCGUCCUCACUUUCGCCGUCUUCAGCUGGGCACUCCUCAUGCUCGCUCACCUGAGCAGCAACAGUUUUGCUGGCCUUCUCACGCUGCGGAUCCUCCUGGGUGUGGUCGAGUCGUGCGUCACCCCCGGCUUCCUCGCCCUGACCAGCUCCUACUACAAGUUCGACGAGCAGGCUAGCAGGGUCGGCUACUGGUUUUUGAUGAAUGGCGCUGCGAUCAUUCUGAAUGCCUUGGUAGCUUAUGGCGUGCAGGGUGUGCACCUCGGCGACUGGAGGCCGUGGAGGGUCUUUUUCCUCAUUCUCGGCCUGAUGACGACGGUCCUGUUCGUUCUCUACUUCUUCUUCAUGCCGGACACGCCUGCGACCGCCUGGUUCCUCUCCCCUCGCGAGCGCGCCAUGGCAAUCAAGCGUGUUUCUUCGGCGAACCGCACAGGAACAAAGAACAAGCAUUUCAAACGCGACCAGUUCGUGGAAGCCCUCCGUGACCCCAAGAUCUACCUCUUUGCCCUGUACGCCAUCUUCUCCAACAUCCCAAACUCCCUCACAGUCCAGCGAAGCAUCAUCAUCAACCAACUCGGCUUCGACACCUUGCAGUCGGCCCUGCUCAACAUCCCCACGGGAGUGCUCGAGAUCAUCUGCAUCCCCGCUGCGACGUACCUGGCGCGUAAGUGGAAGAACCACACCGCAGACGUCAUGGCGCUCUGGACCCUCCCCUCCCUCGUGGGCGCAAGCAUGCUCAUCGGCCUCGGACAAGACCACAAAGUCGCUCGCCUCGUGGGCGUCUUCCUCGCUCCCUUGAACACCUCUGGCUUUGUGCUCAGCCUCGCGUGGUGCUCGGCAUCCAACUCCGGCUCGACAAAGAAGAGCGUCGCAAACGCGAUCCAGCUCAUCGCGUACUGCGUGGGCAAUCUUGCUGGCCCGUACAUCUGGCGAGCAGAGUACGCGCCGCAAAACAUCGUGCCGUGGGCCAUUGUGCUUGUUUCGUACUUUUGCUGCAUUCCUACCGGAUAUGCGCUCAAGUGGAUCAUGAGCAGCGAGAACAAGCGCAGGGACGCUCUUGCGGCAGACGGAGCUGGUGUGGCUUCAAAGGAGGGGCAUGAUGUCAAGGUCAGGCUGGGCGGCAGCGAAGGCGAGGGAGGUGAGGGAGAGAAAGCGGCUGCUGCUGCUCAGUCCCCUGAUGAGGCGGGCCAGCCAGCCGUCAAGCUGGACACUGCGCUACUCGACUUGACAGACAAGCAGGACCUACACUUCCGCUACCCCUUGUAGACGCUCGCGCUUUUGUAGAAUCGCAAUUGAGCAUCAUGACUUGAGACUUGCCGCUUCGAAUUAUC
Jaminaea rosea is the source of this 2136-nucleotide messenger RNA. Its product is annotated as MFS general substrate transporter. Gene Ontology annotation, molecular function: transmembrane transporter activity. NCBI's taxonomy places the organism in Eukaryota, Fungi, Basidiomycota, Exobasidiomycetes, Microstromatales. The record is from RefSeq and is a predicted model, not a curated record. The transcript is spliced from 4 exons. Bases 335 to 2071 code for a protein of 578 amino acids. Gene Ontology annotation, cellular component: membrane. Gene Ontology annotation, biological process: transmembrane transport.